Molecule: messenger RNA, 3327 nt
Organism: Onychostoma macrolepis
Lineage: Eukaryota; Metazoa; Chordata; Actinopteri; Cypriniformes; Cyprinidae
Gene: inhbb
Product: inhibin subunit beta B
Exons: 2
Coding region: 643-1821 (392 amino acids)
Biological process (GO): BMP signaling pathway; SMAD protein signal transduction
Cellular component (GO): extracellular region
Molecular function (GO): cytokine activity; growth factor activity
Source: RefSeq, a predicted model, not a curated record
UCGCUCUUUUUGGACUGAUGCGGCUCUGUGAGCGUAACCUGUUUUAGCGCAUAAUCUCUCGCUCGCAGUUGGUCGAGCGUCCCACGUGGUUUGAAGUAUAAAAAAGUUUCAGCGCGAGGUGCUUUAGUGUCGUGAUUACACGAGAGAAAAGACUAAAGGACAACAUCCCUCCCGAGCCUGAAGAAAUACGCAAGAACUUACACAAUUCACAACACUGUUACUGAGAGAAGAGGAGCACGAGCUAUUGAUAUCCGGUGGAAAGACAAAGAGUGAAAUUUUGUCUUCAAACAAGAAAGAUUUUUUUUUUGACUACACUGACCUUUAAAAGGAAUACAAGAUUAGUGACCGGUUUGUUUUGAUUCUUUACGCGCGUCAAUUUGUCAGUUCCCUUGGAGAUGAGACACUUUCGCGCUUUUAACUAGCGUCAAUUAAGACUGACCUUUUCGCGACUAGCCCUCAUUAUUACUCAAUGUGUUUACCGGGCGAUAAAACACACACUUUCUGUGAACGUCUCACAAAAGUGACCGCGAGCAUGAUGAUGAAUGGGCAUCUAUCAAAGGAGGUUGUUGGAAGUACAACUCUGUCCUGUUUAUAGGUCAAAUUGUUUUACGGUAGGAAUUCAUGAACUGAUUUGUUUGUUGUAUGGACACGUUAUUUAAGAAAAUGAGUUUUUCCAUCCUCUCUGUAACCUGUUUAAUGGCUUGCAUACUCUCAGUUCAGUGUAGUCUGGGAGCUGAGACUGUGUCUCAGGAGUCUCAGUGUGCCUCUUGCGGACUCGGGCAUCCGGAUGAUUCGGGGCGAAUGGACACAGACUUUCUGGAGGCGGUUAAAAGGCACAUAUUGAACCGACUGCAGAUGAGAGAGAGACCAAAUAUCACUCAUCCCAUUCCCAAAGCUGCCAUGGUAACGGCGCUGCGCAAACUUCACGCGGGUAAAGUUCGGGAGGACGGGAGGGUUGAAAUUCCCAACUUGGAUGGACAUGCUGCCCACAACGAGGUGCAAGAAGAAACGUCGGAAAUAAUCAGUUUCGCCGAGUCAGACGAUGUGACUCCGUCAAAGUCCAGCCUCUACUUCCUGAUUUCCAAUGAGGGAAAUCAGAACCUCUACGUGUUGCAGGCAAACCUUUGGCUGUACUUCAAGCUGUUGCCAGGUACUCAGGAGAAAGGACUGCGGCGGAAGGUGACGGUGAGGGUGCACUCCUAUGAGCCCGGAGGGCAGAAUGUGCACUGGCCCAUGAUGGAAAAACGUGUGGAGUUGAAACGCAGUGGCUGGCACACCUUCCCCGUGUCCGAGGCAGUGCGGGAAAUGCUUGCAAAAGGGGGUCGCCGACAAGACCUCGACAUCCACUGCGAGGGCUGCGAGGCCGCCAACGUUCUGCCCAUCCUGGUGGACCCAAGCGAUCCCUCACACCGUCCAUUCCUGGUGGUCCGCGCCCAGCAAGCAGACGGCAAGCACCGCAUCCGAAAGCGAGGCCUGGAGUGCGACGGCACCAAUGGCGGUUUGUGCUGCCGACAGCAGUUUUACAUUGACUUCCGGCUCAUUGGCUGGAACGACUGGAUCAUCGCGCCAGCAGGGUACUACGGGAACUACUGUGAAGGCAGCUGCCCAGCUUACAUGGCAGGUGUUCCGGGCUCUGCCUCAUCAUUUCACACGGCAGUUGUUAACCAGUACCGCAUGAGAGGCAUGAGUCCUGGUUCGGUCAACUCCUGCUGCAUACCCACCAAACUCAGCACCAUGUCCAUGCUCUAUUUCGAUGAUGAGUACAACAUCGUCAAGCGUGACGUGCCUAACAUGAUCGUGGAGGAGUGUGGCUGUGCCUGAGUAAAGUCCACGUUAGGACAUAAUAUAAAAGCAGUGACAGUCAUAUUUAUGGUCUUUCUGAACCACAUGCAUAUAGAUUGUGUUAAUAUUUGUGCACUCACAAAGUACAAUCACACACACAUUUGUGUGUGUGUGUGCAUCAAGCGGUAGAUCAUCAGAUGUAUGACAGGUGGGUCCUUCUAAUGAACAAAAAGGCUUUGGGAUGAUAAGGGAAAGGGAACACUGGUUUAUCUCUAGUUUGCCAUUUCUAGACUUAAAAAAAAUGGCUCAAUACUUUUCCUCUCCAACAGCAAAAAGGAGACAAACUGGUGUCACCCUUUAACAUAAGUACUUAGAGAUUGUUGUACAAGCACUGACAUAUCUCCUACUUCAGAACACCAGCACUUCAACAGCUUGUUUAAGACAAUAUGACCAAUCAUUCCAGCUGAUGUGGAGAUUUCCAAAUCAGUGUGUGUCAUGUUCCCAGUCGUUCCCAGAGGCAUUCCCACAGCAGUGACUCCAGUUGUCUGCGGCAUUUUUAAAUCCAUUGUGAGGCUUCUACUCGAACUGUAAGCACCUCUGGACAAGAACAUCUUGAAACUAAAACCACUUCUGCCGUUCUACUUAUUUGUGCAUGUCUUGACUGCAGCAGACUGCAUAACUAGAUCUUGAGGUCUAACCGGUACAGCGUAAACUUCACUGCUUCCUUCAUCUGCACACUUCAAUGGCUGACAAACGCUCGCAGUGGUGUGCGUUCCGCGGAGCCGCUUCUAUUCUGUCCAGCUGGUUUACAGGGAGUACAGCACUUGCGAAAACUCUCGAAAUGCACAAUUUAAAGCACUUGCAUAUUGCAAAGCCUUCAAAAGGGUACAUAGAGGUGGACCUACCCUUGCCCAUAGUCCUUUUAAUAUAAAGUGCCGCACGAACUAUGCAAUGUAUAAUAAUCCUGAACUAUGUCAAACAAACUGAAUUCUUAUUUCUGCUUGUCUUUAACUCUUUAUCAAUACUUGAAAUGUGAUCUUUCGCUUGCUUUCCAAAGCGGAUGAUUGUUACGAUGUUUGCACUGAAAAGUUGCGGGAUUAGUUAAAAGACAAAAAAGACAAAAAAAAAAAACUGCCAUUGAAAAUGUUAUUUUUGUAGUAAAACUGAAUUUUGUGAAAAAAUGUAUUGUACCUAAUUAAUUGUACCAAAGAGGCCAAUAUUUUAGCUAUUAUAAUAAGGUGGCAAGGCCAUUCCAAUAUUUGUAAAAUAAUUAUUGAUACUUCUCAAGAGGCCUAAUAAUCAGGGUACAACAUUAUGGAUUCCAUUUGUAGCUCUGUCUAAUUUUUUUAUACUAUGUACAGCAAACCGAUGAAACACAAUCUCUUCCUGUCUUUAAUUUUCCAGUCUUCUAUUUAAUAAGAGUUAUUUCUUAGCUUGUUUCAAAGUCAUUUAGUUAAACAGAUGUCAUCUCUGUACAGAUUAUGUAAAAUAAAAAUAUUCUUUCUUAAAUAUUUUGUAACUUUAAAAAUAAAUUCUUACUUUGCA